CGCAGCUGUCAAAGCAUAAUUUUUCAAUUCGCUGUAAAUUUACGCUGUGUGUUGGUUUAACAUUUUUAUCCUAAACUUGAAUGAAAAUCGGUGAAAAUUGUGCGUCUAGCUGGUGGUACGACCUCGGUCAUUGGUGUGCCGAUUGGGAAGAAUCUUUGCUUCCCAGGUUCCAGCAAGCUGCGGCCAAAACGACGACUGUGAAAGUGAAAAUUUCCCUGCACGACAGUCUCCCUCACUCUCUUUUUUCAGCUGGCUGCAGGUGUGAAGUGAAAACGCGAUUUUGGAAUCCAACAAGCGAUUAAGUUAAAGCAGCAUAUUUCGUGUAUUCUAGAGGUGUAGCUGAAAUAAAGUGCGUUCAUGGUAAAAUAAAUUACUAGUUUACAAAGAAAGCUCGCAAAGUGGUUGAUCUUGGUUAAAGCUUGUGCCUAAGGGAAGCAUAAAAGGGCAUCAACCGAUCGAUGCUUUGCGCAAGAUCUGUUGUUGUUCAGAAGCCAAGUGUCAUGUGGCUUGUGUCAAAAGUGUAAACAAUAGUAGUGCUGGUGUUUAAAAUCUCAUAUCGUGAAACAUAAUGAAUCUGGUGUAGAAUUAUAUUUUUGUAAACUACGUAAUCUCAGCAACGGGAAGAAGGAGCGCAUCCGAAGGAAAGAGUAUCUUUGCCUUCUGACUGUUUCCCUGAGUGCGGAAGCAUUCAUUCAUACAUCGCAUCAUGGAUGAAAAGAAACCAAUUCCAACGCCCGCCGGUGGCAAUGCAACGGCCACCGCAUCGUCUGCCACGGAACAGGACGAAAGUGAAAAGCGUGUCGGAUGUGCACACUAUAAACGACGGGCAAAAUUUGUGACACCUUGCUGUAACAAAUUCUACAUGUGUCGAUACUGCCACGACGAGAACGAGACACAUUUCUUCAACCGGAAAACGGUGACAGAACUGAUCUGUACUGAGUGUGACACCCGGCAGCGUGUGCAGGCCGAAUGUGAAAAGUGUGGCGUACGAUUCGGGCGGUACACAUGCCUGGUGUGCAACUUGUUUGACGACGAGGACCGUAAUCAGUAUCACUGUGAUGGAUGCGGAAUUUGCCGCGUCGGAGGUCGUGGACGAUUCUUUCACUGUGAAGUUUGCAAUAUGUGUUUACCACUUCAGUUAAAGUUCGACGGACAUAGGUGUGUGGAGAAUGUAUCCCGGUCGAACUGUCCAGUGUGUUUGGAUGAUAUUCACACAUCGCGUAUUCCAUGUCACAUUCCCGACUGUGGACAUUUACUACAUCGGACAUGCUUCGAAGAAUUGCUCUCGUCCGGCCAUUAUGCUUGCCCCACCUGCCAGACGUCAAUGAUGGAUAUGAACCAGCUGUGGGAGUAUCUAGAUGCGGAAGUUGCCGCCACACCCAUGCCAAAGGAAUACGCAAAUUAUUACGUUGACAUACUUUGCAAAGAUUGUCACAAGGAGUCAACGGUGAAAUUUCAUGUAGUUGGACUAAAGUGUACCCACUGCGGUGCAUACAAUACCUGCAGGACAAAGACGAAAAGCAUAAACGGAUGUAAUAGUAGUAAUACCGGCAGCAGCAGCACGAGCGGAGGCAGCAGUACGGCAAGUGGCACAGCACCGACGAACAAUUCCGAAACGACUCCAUGGAUAAGAAUGGUUCCACUGUCGAUGGUAGAGUCGGAUGAUAGCGCUAUCGACGAUAUCGCCAUUGAUGACAGUGAAGAUGAACGACUCGUCGAUCGACUUGAGACGUAUCUACACCAUGUGGUGCACGGUGACGAUGACGGUGCAAGCACAUCGGCUGCUUCUUCCUCUUCCUCCUCGAACUCUUCGUCUUCCGCUCCGUCCUCCUCGACAAUGGUAAGCGCCGCGGUAUCGGUUGGCGUUGGGCAGCACCGUGCAACACGUCUGACCAACGGUACCAGUAAUAGCAGCAGAAGCGACGCGAGUUCCGGUUCCUCCAGCUCUGGUACGUCCUGCCCGAAUGGUGGUCAGGCGAGUAGUAGCAACAAUAGUAAUAGUAGUAGCAGUACUAAUAGCACCAACCUCAAUGGCACCUUAGCCGUUGUGACAAGAAUCAAUGGACGGACGGACGUAGCGGGCUCGUCGUCCUCGUCCGUUGCGCACGACGAAGAUCGUUCCUCGUUCGAUAAUAGUAAAAGUAAUGAUAAUGGCGGCGCAGCUCAAAUCUGAGAGAAAUGUAGUGGACAGUUGUCAGUUCGAUAGGGCGAUUUGAAAUUGAAUGUGAUCGUUGCAACGUGUGAACGUGCGUUCGUUCUUAAUCGUGGAAAGAUAAGUCAAGCACGUUUCGGUGCUGGAUGAUGUGACAAAAUUGGUCAGCUCAUGGCGGGAAGGAACAAAAAAAAAUACAUACACAGAGCCCCAACUCAAAAGUGUAAUAAAACUAUUACAUCAA
Molecule: messenger RNA, 2396 nt
Organism: Anopheles funestus (African malaria mosquito)
Lineage: Eukaryota; Metazoa; Arthropoda; Insecta; Diptera; Culicidae
Gene: Rchy1
Product: RING finger and CHY zinc finger domain-containing protein 1
Exons: 8
Coding region: 707-2173 (488 amino acids)
Biological process (GO): ubiquitin-dependent protein catabolic process; protein ubiquitination
Cellular component (GO): nucleus
Molecular function (GO): zinc ion binding; ubiquitin protein ligase activity
Source: RefSeq, a predicted model, not a curated record